AUGGCUACCCUCUAUACCACAGAGAUCACUGACGACCUCCUAUGUUGGCUCAGUGAUGACUACAACUUUGAGACUAUACUACGGCUCAUCAACAUCCCUGCUCAGGCAUCAAUUCGUCGCGUGGGCGACGCUACCUUGAGGGCGAUGCGAUUGAUGAGUCGGUUAUUCAACCUCUACGCUGUGGCUCAUUUUGAAGGUUUGCAGAGUCAGUGGUGGCAACAAGUGACUAUUCACCAUGACCCUCACGGUAAGCCUCAUGCCGUGGUUGAUGGCAAAGUGGUGUUUUUCAAUAAUCUGAGCAGUAACCGGCACCUAGCGGUGGUGGUGAGUUCAGACCAUCAAGUGGGCGUCGACCUUAGCCAUGCUCAGCAAAAUAUCGAUCCUGAUAGUGUCGUUGAUCAAUUUGCUCCCAUAUUCUCCGCUGAAGAACAAAACACCAUUACUAGCCUGCCUGACGUCUACUUAGCAUUUAACCAUUUCUGGACACUAAAGGAGGCUUACACCAAGUACGCAGGGACGGGGCUCCACGCAACCAACCUCGCCGAGCUUGCCUUCACCAUAACCACGCCGUUAUCCGCUAGCCAUCACCUACUUGCUGAUGAAAAGUGGCUUGCGGCUACCGGUCCCGAACCAGCGAUAUCGCUGGUAUUGGCACCACCAACUUCUAGUCUGCUUGCAGUGAUCGUGCUGGUGGUCGGAGUGACGACGGUUGGCUGGAACCCGGUAAACUUUGCCGCCGUGAUCACCGCUGGUGGACGAUAA
This is a messenger RNA of Diutina rugosa, 762 nucleotides long. RefSeq names its product holo-[acyl-carrier-protein] synthase (gene LYS5). The coding region runs from base 1 to 762 and encodes 253 amino acids. The transcript has a single exon. NCBI's taxonomy places the organism in Eukaryota, Fungi, Ascomycota, Pichiomycetes, Serinales, Debaryomycetaceae. Gene Ontology annotation, molecular function: magnesium ion binding; holo-[acyl-carrier-protein] synthase activity. The record is from RefSeq and is a predicted model, not a curated record. Gene Ontology annotation, cellular component: cytosol.